AUACAUUAUAUAAAAUAAACUGUGGUUGUAAUGAUAUGAAAAUAUAAUAAAUCAUAAAGACAUUAAAAUUAAAAAGUGCUUAGACUUCUAAAAAUUAUUAAAAAUUUGCAACAUUUUAAGCUAGAUAAUAAAAGGCACAAUUCAAAACUUAAGGAAGUUAAGCUAAUAUUCCCUUAACAUUUUCUUUAACUUUAUAAAGUUGAAAACUUUAUGCACAAACUACUACAUACACAUUUUUAUAAAUUUUACAAGAAUAAAGUGCAAUAAUUAAAUUUUUAAUUUAUAAGUGAAAUUAGUUAAAGUGUAAAAAAUACAAAUCAAUUUGUCUUUAUUCAUAUUUUUUUACUACAUAAUAUAAUAAUUAGGUAACAUUAUCCAAACAAACCUGAAUAAAUAUUUUAAGUUUAAUAAAUAAUUUAUAAUUAAAACAAUGUUAAAAAUACUGUACAGUCCAUCGUUUAUUUCUGAUUUUGGUUUAAACUGCUAAGCCAUACACAGAGACGAUGCAGUACAUAGUUUUGUUUUCCCAUCUAACUGUGCAACUACCAUCAGUUGAAUUAUCCCAGUAACAAGAACUAGCACUAUGAAGACCUGCUCCGUUUUUCUGCAUGAUGGUACAAGUAACUGGAAAAUCCACGAUUUAACAAAUGUAAUCUCAAUCCUAACCACAGUUAAAGAAAUAAAAAUAAAAAUAAUGAAAAUCUAUUUACCAAUAUAUUUAAAAGCUUUGUGCAACUUAGUAAGAUUCCCUAAGCAAGCUUCGACUACAUUUGUUGUCCAUUGGUUAACCUUAUUUUGUUGAUAAGUGUUUCCACCAAUAGAUGCCUCAAUUGCUUCUUUUAUGAUGUUACUAACUUCAUCCACAACAAAUUGUGUCUACAAAAUAUUUAAAUGAGCAAAAUCUAAUAACAAAUACCUUAGCCAACCAACAAUAUCAAUACAAACCUCUUCACCAACGUCAUCCAUUGCCAUGUUUUAUUAGAAACUAUCAUUCACUUCUAACAACUUUUCACAACAACCUUUCACUUCUAACAACUUAAAUAAAAAACAUUAUAUCUCCAUAUACAUAUGUUAGAACGAUUAAACGUUUCUCACAACUUGUGAUGGUAAACCUCCCACAAAUGCAACACUUUUCAUCGAUCGUGAUUGGUCCAUGACCUUGGCGGUUUAUUUGUAAAUUUGAAUAUUGAUUUAUUUUCAAAGGAGUAUAAUACUACUGUUUAUGUUAAUAAUAUGAUUAAUUUAUGUUUAUUUUUACAUAUAAACUUUAUACUUAAUGUAUAAACUUCCGAUCAUGUCUUUAUAUACAAGUGAAGAGUUUGGCAUUAUAAGAUAUAUAAGAUAAUUACAGUAUUUUAAAAACUCAAAUGACAUUGAGUAAUUUUAUUAACUCUGUAAUGGGUUAUUAUGGUUAAUUUAUACCUAUGAGUAGCAUCACCUGUAACCAAACCUAUGAUAAAAAUUAUAUUUCGAAAUUAUGACUUUAAUAUUUAUUGAAUAUGUAGAGUCAUAACUGAUGUGUGCUUUAUAAUUCAUAAUGUAUAUUUCAUAGUUCACAACCAUCCUCCAUUUAUACAUUUCCCCGUAACCAGAGUGAGGAAUCUGUGUUAGAGACUGUCAAUUUUUCUUAAGAAUGUGCCACUCGUCUUUUAUUCUGCCAAAGAAAAGAUUGGACAAGACAGGCCUACUUUCUCUUUUGAAAAUUAUUCGUCCUUUCUCUUGGUAUUAUUCUUGAUAUCCUUUCUUCAAUUCAAUUAUAGCACUUACAUUUUAUUCCAAUUAACCCAUUUUCAUUACGUGAGAAUGUCGUAGCCGAUCCUGCAGUCGAUGCCCUUCGCCAUUUGACUGAACAUUAAUUACGUUACACUCUUUUUAACAUCACAUUUCUGGUUAUGGUCUUCGGCUAAUGUCGUUUGUAUCUUAGGAGAUUCUAUAAGAUUAGGAUCAAUAUAACUUAAUUAUGUACUAGCUAUAACCAUCUUCAAUCAAUCCUGAAAACUCUUUUAGUCCUCGUGAUUUCUAUUUUGGUUAAAUUAUAAACAAAUAUAAGCCACUCCGUUUUAAACAAUCAGAUUGAUGUAAAUUCUUUCCAUCAUUAACCGAGAUGAUAAGAAAUUCGUUGUCUGCUUAUUGGUGUUUAAGGUCCCUAUGUACUCUAAUUAAAGCAGAUGGCAUAUCCUUUAGGUAAUCAACCUAUUUUAUCUAGAGUGGAAAGGUUGAUUCAUGUCAGUGCAACGGAUAAAUUUCAAUCCACCCAGGACAUAUUUGAACCAGCGCCGUAAAACUCGAGGUGGCUAAAGUGACUCAUAUCCCACUCUCAGCCAUCAAGACAGUAAUUGAAGUAUUUAGAUGUUAAUUUCUUGUAAUUAACCAGGCUUGUAUUAUGUUUGUUUUUUUCCAAACACCCCGACAAUGUUACCUUAACCUUUGAAUAAAAUUUUUACAUGAAACCCAUAAGCAAAAUGAAAGAUUGCACAUCUUGUACCCCACGUUUCUCUUAAGCAUUUUUCAGAUUACUGAUAUUAGAAAAUUAGUGAAGCAGCAUUUGCAAAACAUUUUAGUGGCUUAAAACUACCUGCUCAACAUAAGACACGAGUAUUCGAAGCGAGUUACAGAUUUACACAUUAUAUGAUUCACCAUUGAACUAGAAGGAUAAUUAAAGUAUCAAAUGAUUUGUUUAAUAAGAUUUGUCUUUGGUGUUUCCAGACGUACUUUUAUUACCAGUACACUGUAGUGGAUUUAUCUUUCUCUCUGACGUCAACAUCGACGUCGAACUUUAUCUUUUACAAAUCCUAUAAAACAAUUAAUUUUCAUAUAUCUUCGAACUCCUUAUCUUGCGUCCCUUCAUCCACUCCUUGAAAACCAGAACUCAACAAAUUGAUAUUUAUACUCCUUUGCAUAGAACUGCGUCCUUAGACAAAUUAUUUCUUCUUCCUUCCUGAAUGUUUUAGAAUUAUCUGCCUCUAUCUUGUCCUUAGGAAGUCAUGUUUUCAUAAUUCGAUUUUUUCAAUUUUAAAUGCACAAAGCUUUAAUUUCUCUGUAAUACAAUUUAUCUGUUUAUAAAUCUUAUUACGUUCUGGCCUCCUUUUCAAUAUACUUUAAUAUGAAGGUUUCCCAACAAUUGAUUCAUCUUAUUAACAACUGCUUUAUUUUGCCUGUCGCAUCUCUUUGUAAUGACUCGUAACCUUCUAGUUUACUAAUUGAAUAAUUUGACCGAUGUUUUAAAAAGUCAGUUCCUUUCAAUUUCUCUAUAUUUCCCAAUUACCAACAUCCUAAAUAUGGCAAUGGGACGAGUAAAAACGAAACUUGAAAAAGGUGGAGAAAUGGUGGCUUACAGUGAAUCGGCAUUACGAAACAAUGCUGCUAUUGUUGAAUAUUGUCGAACUUCUAUGGCUGCAAUAUCUGGAGGAACGGCUGGUCUUUUAGGUUUUACUGGGUUUUAUGGAUUUGGUUUCUAUGUGUUUGCUGUUUUAGGUUUAUGGGCAUUGCUGAUGAUGCAGGUUGGUUCUCAAUGGAAAAAAUAUUUUAUAAAUAGGCGUACUAUUCUGACCAAUGGCUUUUUUGGUGGUUUAUUUACAUAUAUACUCUUUUGGACAUUUAUUUACGGAAUGGUUCACGUUUACUGAUCAACUGUAGAAAUUAAAUGUUUUUUACUCUAUUAUGAAGUUUUUAAAACUGUAUCUACAUUGAUUUUGUUGUUUAUUAUUAUUUCUGUUUAAUUUAUAUUGUAAAAUAUAUUAAUUUUUUCUAUAUACAUUUCUCUUUUAAUUAGUCCUAUAUUCCCACUAUUUUUAUUGUUAAUUCAUUUGAUUUAAUUGAUUUGUAAAUAAUUUAUAAUUUUGUUUUCUUCUGGUGAUGCUCUAUAAUCAGUUUUGAACAUUUAAUAUUGAUUAUUA
Messenger RNA from Nezara viridula (southern green stink bug), 3896 nucleotides. Lineage: Eukaryota; Metazoa; Arthropoda; Insecta; Hemiptera; Pentatomidae. The record is from the annotation of a GenBank genome assembly.